Molecule: messenger RNA, 650 nt
Organism: Suhomyces tanzawaensis NRRL Y-17324
Lineage: Eukaryota; Fungi; Ascomycota; Pichiomycetes; Serinales; Debaryomycetaceae
Product: E2 SUMO-conjugating protein
Exons: 1
Coding region: 38-514 (158 amino acids)
Biological process (GO): protein sumoylation
Cellular component (GO): nucleus
Molecular function (GO): SUMO conjugating enzyme activity
Source: RefSeq, a predicted model, not a curated record
UCAACCUCCCACAUCACCUAACAGACGCUAGAUUACAAUGUCCCUUUGUAAGACAAGGUUACAAGAAGAAAGAAAGCAAUGGAGAAAGGACCAUCCAUUUGGGUUCUACGCCAAGCCAACCAAGGCCACUGAUGGAUCGUUGGACUUGACUCAGUGGACGGCAGGAAUACCAGGGAAGCAAGGCACUCUUUGGCAAGAGGCCGUCUAUCCCAUCACUAUAAUAUUCCCAGAAGACUAUCCAUCCAAACCCCCAAAGGUGCGGUUCCCUGCUGGAUUCUACCAUCCAAACGUAUACCCCAGUGGAACCAUCUGUCUUUCCAUCUUGAACGAAGAGCAAGACUGGAGGCCUGCUAUCACCUUGAAGCAGAUUGUGUUGGGUAUCCAGGAGCUCUUGGACACCCCAAACCCUGACUCCCCAGCUCAAGAGCCAGCAUGGAAGGCUUUCAGCAAAGAUAAACAAAUGUACGAAAAGAAGGUCAAAGAACAAGCCAAGAAGUAUGCCAUUGCAGGAUGAGCAAGAACGGGACCCCUUUUCGGUACACUCACCAUCGUGGUGCUGCUACAUCCGUGGUAGACUUCCCUCUAGAACAAGACCGCCACCAUUUAGUUCAUAUGUAAUUUAAUAGCCUGUAAUAUUAAGAAAAGUUCCU